UAGCAGCUUUCCCGCAGCUCGCUCGCUUUACCCCUCCCAAUCAAGCGCCACUAGUCGCUAGAGAGAGAAAACAACCACACUUAAUUACCACGCGCUUUCUCUCUCCUCCGUCCCAUCGAUCCCUCUCCCAGCCCGCCUCGUCUUCCUAGUUCCUCCGACGCGCGGCGGGGAUCGAUCCGAGCGCGCGCGGGGGGUCAAUGCGAUGCGAGCGACGGUGGCAGAUGAUGAAUCUCUUCCCGUCCCCUCCCGAUCGGCCGCGUCGUCCUAGCUCUGCCGAGUCAAAUUCACCCACAGCGAGAGGAGAGAGAAGGGAGGGGAGAGACUAGAGAGGGAGAGAGGGACAGACAGGCAGGAGGAGUGGUAGAUAUAGAUAGGCUCAUCGCGGAUAGAUCCCCCGCCUCCUCUUCACUCUCCCCAGCAAGCAACCAAGCCCAACCCCGCCUCCGCCGCGCCUGGACCGCGUCGCAUCGCAUCAAAGCCGCCGCAACAGGGACAGCCGCUCCGAAGGGAAGGCAUCCAGCACGAAGAGGAGGCCGCUGGCCAAGCGGGGCGUAGCAGCUAUGGAGUUCGCGAGCUCGUUGAGUAGGUUUUCCAAAGAGGAGGACGAGGAGGAAGAGCAGGAGGAGGAGGAGGAGGCGUCCCCGCGCGAGAUCCCCUUCAUGACAGCGGCAGCGACGGCCACCACUGGAGGGGCCGCCUCCUCGUCGUCAUCGCCUCCCGCGGCGCCGUCGGCGUCGGGCUCGGCUGCCCUCCGCUCCAGCGAAGGCGCCGGGGCAUCCGGCGGCGGCGGCGGGAGCGACGACGUGGAGGUGAUCGAGAAGGAGCACAUGUUCGACAAGGUGGUGACGCCCAGCGACGUGGGGAAGCUCAACCGGCUGGUGAUCCCGAAGCAGCACGCGGAGAAGUACUUCCCGCUGGACGCGGCGGCCAACGAGAAGGGCCUCCUGCUCAGCUUCGAGGACCGCGCCGGCAAGCUCUGGCGCUUCCGCUACUCCUACUGGAACAGCAGCCAGAGCUACGUCAUGACCAAGGGCUGGAGCCGCUUCGUCAAGGAGAAGCGCCUCGACGCCGGGGACACCGUCUCCUUCUGCCGCGGCGCCGGGGAGGCCGCGCGGGACCGCCUCUUCAUCGACUGGAAGCGCCGCGCCGACUCCCGCGACCCGCACCGCAUGCCGCGCCUACCGCUCCCCAUGGCGCCCGUCGCGUCACCGUACGGCCCGUGGGGCGGCGGCGCAGGCGGCUUCUUCAUGCCGACCGCGCCGCCCGCCACACUCUACGAGCACCAUCGCUUCCGCCAGGGCCUCGACUUCCGCAACAUCAACGCCGCCGCGCCGGCCAGGCAGCUCCUCUUCUUCGGCUCCGCUGGCAUGCCCCCGCGCGCGUCCAUGCCACCGCCGCCGCCGCCUCAACCUCCGCGCAACAUUAUGAUGGUGCAACCCAGCCCCGUGGUUACGGCGGGUCUGCCCAUGGUUCUCGACUCAGUGCCGCUCGUCAACAGCCCGACGGCGGCUGCGAAGCGCGUGCGCCUGUUCGGAGUCAACCUCGACAACCCGCAACCGAGCGGCGGCGAAUCAAGCCAAGACACCAACGCAUUGUCGCUGAGGAUGCCGGGAUGGCAAAGGCCGGGGCCAUGGAGGUUCCUCGAAUCGCCUCAACACGGCGCCGGCGUCGGUGCAACUGGUGGGGCCGAGUCCUCCGCAGCCUCGUCGCCGUCGUCAUCGUCGUCGUCCAAGAGAGAAGCGCACUCGUCAUUGGAUCUCGAUCUGUGAGCUAGAUCGAUCAGGCGACCUCGAUCGAUUCGGAGCGUACAAAAGGAAAGUUGAACAAUUCUUCCUUCCAUCUGCUACCUUCUUCUUAAUCAUCUUCUUCACCUUUUGAGAUUCCAUUAUAACUUUUGAUGAUAGAAUUUAGCUUCUUAACAUUUUGUUUUCUAAACUUUGUUUCGGCCAUUCAAAUUCUUGUGUUGGCUUGACAAUAUAUAGAGAGAAGUUAGGCGAAUUAAUCAAUUAUUAAUGCUUUCAAAUCUGACUCAGUUUUUUCUUCACCA
This is a messenger RNA of Panicum virgatum (switchgrass), 2047 nucleotides long. Its product is annotated as B3 domain-containing protein Os02g0683500-like. The transcript has a single exon. NCBI's taxonomy places the organism in Eukaryota, Viridiplantae, Streptophyta, Magnoliopsida, Poales, Poaceae. Gene Ontology annotation, molecular function: DNA-binding transcription factor activity; DNA binding. The coding region runs from base 561 to 1769 and encodes 402 amino acids. The record is from RefSeq and is a predicted model, not a curated record.